Molecule: messenger RNA, 297 nt
Organism: Opisthorchis viverrini
Lineage: Eukaryota; Metazoa; Platyhelminthes; Trematoda; Opisthorchiida; Opisthorchiidae
Exons: 2
Source: RefSeq, a predicted model, not a curated record
AUGGUAUUGUUCGGCUGUAAUACAAUUCCGGUGCUUAACUGCUAUGAUAUCAGAAGGAAGCACGAGGGCCCAGAUAUUGCCAGGUUGCCUAGACAGGAGAAAUUCAGAGGAGAGGUCAGGUUCGAAUCACUGACCUUCCGGUCAGUAAAUUCACGCACUGACCACUUGAGCCACACCUAUUUUCUGCUAGCUGGCAUACCAUCCGAAGGAAGCACGAAGGCUGGUGUACUGCUCAGUGGUCUAAGCCUAGAAUGGGGAGGUCGAGAGGCAGAGGUCGGGUUUGAACCGCGGACCUUU